Molecule: messenger RNA, 1119 nt
Organism: Medioppia subpectinata
Lineage: Eukaryota; Metazoa; Arthropoda; Arachnida; Sarcoptiformes; Oppiidae
Source: the annotation of a GenBank genome assembly
AUGUCGGCGCCGGACGAGCAGCCAAACCACAGCACAACCUUCAGCACCGGUGGUAUCGACGGACGACUGGCCAACUUCGAGCUGGAGAAGCGUAUAGGUCGGGGCCAGUUCUCGGUGGUAUACCGGGCCCGCUAUCGGCCCACCGGACAGAUUAUGGCGCUCAAGAAGAUGCAAAUAUUCGAGAUGUUGGACGCGAAGGCCCGGUACGACUGUAUCAAAGAGAUCAACUUGCUCCAGCAGCUGGACCACCCCAACGUGAUCAAAUACCUGUGCUCGUUCAUCGAGCACAACGACCUGUACAUCGCCCUGGAGUUGGCCGACGCCGGCGACCUGAGCCGACUCAUACACUAUUUCCGCCGCGAGGGCCGAUUGAUACCGGAGGUGACAAUAUGGCGGUACUUCGCGCAGGUAUGCGCCGCACUCGAGCACAUGCAUGGGAAGCGUGUGAUGCAUCGCGACAUCAAACCGGCCAACGUUUUUAUGACCGCACAGGCGGUGGUCAAACUCGGCGAUCUAGGGUUGGGCCGCUUUUUUAGCUCCCGCACCACAGACGCCCACUCUCUGGUCGGCACCCCGUACUACAUGUCGCCCGAGCGCAUACACGAGUCGGCCUACGAUUUCAAGUCCGACAUCUGGUCGCUCGGCUGCCUAUUGUACGAGUUGGCAGCGCUUCAGUCGCCCUUUUACGGCGAGAAACUCAAUCUCUACGCCCUGUGCCGUAAGAUCGAGUCGUCUAACUACCCGCCCAUACCGUCCGACAUGUACUCGCGUGAGUUGAAACACUUGGUGGACAAUUGUCUACAGCCCGACCCCGACAGGCGUAUCGAUACGCUGGGUGUGUGCCGAGUGGCCAACACUAUGCUCGCGAGGUUUUCGCAAGCGAUUAAGGCCAAAGGUAUGGCCGCCGGUGCCCCCAUUCCCGUCCCGUUGGCCCCGAGUCCGGCCUCUAGUGGUCAGGUGUCGCCGGCGACCGAUGGCACUGAUAGUGAGAAUUUGAUUAAUUUUGAGUCUCCCGUAAUGCAGGGUAAUAGUGGUCAUAAUGUCCAACACCAACAGCCCUCUAACCCAUCGGGGUUUUUGUGUUUCCAUGGUUUGGGCCCUAAAGGGGGCAAAAAUUGA